Molecule: messenger RNA, 1277 nt
Organism: Culex pipiens pallens (northern house mosquito)
Lineage: Eukaryota; Metazoa; Arthropoda; Insecta; Diptera; Culicidae
Product: adult-specific cuticular protein ACP-20-like
Exons: 3
Coding region: 163-906 (247 amino acids)
Cellular component (GO): extracellular matrix
Source: RefSeq, a predicted model, not a curated record
CCAGAACGACAUCAGAUGUCCGUUUGUUAGCCUAAGGGUAACAGUUAUCUAACGAAAUCCUUUAGUGAAGAGUGCCGUUUAGUUUGACUAAUAGUUUCGACCUGUUUUUCGGAGAUUUGCAAGUACUACUCGUAGACAGCCAGCAGCCCAGCAACAUCAACAAUGUUGAGAUUUGUAUCCGCCCUUGUGAUCCUCGCCGCGACCGCCAAGGCCGCCCCGGUGGAACCGGCACACUACUCGUUCGUGGCCGCGCACCCCCAGCACUACGAACAUUCCGUCCAGCACCACUACCAGCCUGCUCCGGAGGUGCACUACCCGAUCCAGGUGAUCGAGAAUGUCCACCACCACGGUCAUGAGCUGCCCCAGAAGUACCUCGUGGAGAGCCAUGAUGUGCACCAUCUGGACCAUCACCACGAGGUGGCCGCCGCUCCGGUUUACGUCGAUCAUUCCGCCGCCGGUGGUUACAGCUCGCUGUACGGUGGUGCCAGCCAUGGCCUUUUGUACAACGGAGCUGGCCACCAUGGUGGGUAUGCCACCAAGUACAACGACUACUACGCGUACCCCAAGUACAACUUUGAGUACGGAGUCAACGAUCCGCAUACCGGAGACCACAAGGCCCAGUGGGAACAUCGCGAUGGCGAUGUCGUUAAGGGAGGAUACAUGCUGAAGGAAGCCGACGGAACGACCCGCGUGGUGGAGUACACCGCCGAUGACCACAACGGAUUCAACGCCGUGGUCAAGAAGAUCGGACAUGCCCACCAUCCGGAAACUCACCACCAGCACGUCGUUGCCGCCCCUCAGCCGCACGUGUACGGAGGCUUUGGAAACUACGCUGGAGCGUACGCCACCGGUGACUACUACGGCAAGGGUGCCACCAGCUACGCCAAGGUCUGGAAGCAGGAAUAAGACCUCCGCCCGCAGCUCCCGGACCCCAGUAUUAGUCAGCAGUGGUGCCAAAGACGACCCCCCGCAAAAAGAUAAAAACAUGAUGGCAUAAUUAUAAUUAUUUAAUGCUUGCUUUUUUUAUUAGCUUUGUUUACGAGAUGGAUACAUGCUAGCUUCAAACACGAAAGGCGAAAAGUUUUAGCCAAAUACGCUCUUCACUAAUGGUUAUCGAAUAUUGUGCUUGAAUGUACUAUACGAAGAUAGAUGUCUUGUUCAACGAUGAAAGUGUUGGUAGCUUCACAUGAGCAAACGAUUGUUCAUUGAUGGACCACACUAAUUGGCAAGGUUUGAUCUUCAAAAAUAAAAAUGAAAAUAAAUAAAUCGAUCUGUGA